This is a messenger RNA of Zymoseptoria tritici IPO323, 691 nucleotides long. RefSeq lists its product as uncharacterized. The transcript has a single exon. The annotation marks the transcript as partial. The record is from RefSeq and is a predicted model, not a curated record. Lineage: Eukaryota; Fungi; Ascomycota; Dothideomycetes; Mycosphaerellales; Mycosphaerellaceae.
GAAAAGCGAGAAAAGCGCAGGGAGCGCAACCGAAGACUCCUAGCAGCCUUCGCGGCCAACGCUCUACAGUGCUCCGAGUGCCGCAAGUUUUUCAAACGGAUGGACGCAUUAAAGCGACAUUUUCGCCAGGUCCAUCGCACCGAGUUAACUUUCCCGUGCUUCUUCGACGGCUGCCCGGAGUCCUUUACACGACGUGACAUGGCUGCGCGGCACCUGGCUACUCAUGACAGCACGGCCUACAUGACUUGUAUCGGAUGCCGUGGCAAAUUCCGGCUAGGUUACUUUCUUCGCGAGCAUCUACAGGCACGAUGCUGCGGCAAUUACAAUACGAAUUUCAGGGCAGAGAUGGAUGCUUCCAACCCCCAGCCUAUACCCAGUCCGGAGGUUGCUCGCGAUGCUACCGAUGUCUUUGCCAAUGAGACAUCACACUUGGCAAGCGGAAGUCUGCAGUGGGAAAUGCAAGCUACAGGCGUGGAAUCACAGCUUGGUCCGGAAGCAGAUGAUGGCUCGACGAUAUUCUGGGCUGAAAGAGCUGCUCGCGCUGGAUCCCAGAGUUACAGUCCGACUCCUGGAGAGACUGGACAUUCGACUGGAUUCCGGGGAAACGCAGUCGAACCCAAGUUUUCAUCGCAAGACGAGAACGCCCUUUCUGCUGCGGUGGUCGAGAGCGGACACCAUUCUGAAGUGGGAG